CUAUGUAUGAUGUAUUUGACAGUAAAGGAUCGCCAGGAGUCGCCUAGCACAGUAGUUGUGUUGUUAAACCAACAUUUUUUGCCGACUCGAGCUUGAAACAAACAGGUCGUUGCAACACUUUCGUUUUAGCCCGAAGCUAAUUCAGACAAGAUCUUCAAGAUAAUUGUAUAUAUGUUAUAGAAGGGCUACACUGUAGUAUCAAGCUAAGCCUUGUGGUACAGAUGUGGUGUUUUGACUGGUCUACUUUUUAUAUUCAGUAUUAUGGAGUCGAGCAUGCUGGAACUCAUGACAUGGAGUGAAAUCAUUGAGAAUCUCAAGUCAGAAGGUCAGCUGAAGGUCGCGGUCAUCUACGACUUGAAAGGUUCUAAAAUAGCUGAAACAUCGGGCAACAUGCUCUCGGAAGAAGACGGCAUCGCGGUCCUCAAAUCACUGUCCAGUGUCCACUGCAGUAUCUAUGGCCUAUUCUUUCUGGGCAACAAGUUCAGCUGCAUGAACGUCGACCGGAACACUUUGAUCGGCCACGCUGGCCAGGACCUCUUCGUGGCCUACCAGAGCCUGAACUUUCUUAUCUGCGCCAUCGCGAGCCGCAGCGAGAAGGUCUCGUGCCUUGGGAUUAUAAAGAACUUCGCCCAAAGAUUAGUGGAAGACGCAACAGUGCCCAGUCUGAUGUAGAGUGUGAUGGCGGUAAAACCUUUAUACCUGAAUUCUAUAUGGAGACUUUCACGAUAAACUAAACAAUAUCAAGGACGCUGUAUUGAAUUUAAAGAUUGCCAACUAAAAAGUCACAAACGAAGAAUUUAAAAAAUCUCAUUCUAAUACUAAAUGUGCUAACGUUUUAAUAUGUAAUUUAAAAAAAAACCCAUAGUUUGUCAACACUUUCAUUACUUUGUACACCGGAUACACCAAAAAGUUCUAUUUAUAGGUUUUACGCAUUGUAUGAAAAUCUUCCAUGCUCAGUAUAUGCGAUACAUUUCUUAGGUACUGCUUCAAAUGUAUUUGGGAUUUUCACUAUAAUUUGAUCGCAUCUUUGUUUUCUUUACAAGUUUUAAAUUGACAAUGUUUAAGUAGUAUAAUACAGAAAUGUGUGAAAAAAAAAAAAAGAGAAAGUGAUAUUGAUAAAUGUGAGGACUAAGUAAAGAAAAAUGUAAGAUAAUAAAAACAGGAAUAUUUGGAGAAACGUUGGAAAUAGACAAAGUAAGCAAAUGUCAAGUUAAAUAAUAAUUAUUUCUUAGCGCUGCAAGCAACAGAGCUUAACAAAAGAGCUUACAAACAGAUUUGAUUCAACAGGGAUGAAAAGUGUGCACAAAUUAUUAUAUGAUUUAUUCAUGUGAUUCGUUGACCUUCUUUUUUCUUCUUCUUCGUUCUCAUUAUUAUGUUGGAGCGUUCAUAUGACUGUCACUAAACCAAAAUAUGAGAUGACCUGCGCAGUGGUUUCCAAAUCAGGGAGCUCUCCGUAUAGUUUUCUUUCUAUAGAGGUUUUUUUUUUUUGGGGGGGGGGGGCAGCGUCUUGUUCGGGCCUCUUGGUAAAGAAUGCCGUUUUUAAUGGCACGGUCAGCAUUCUCUGGUGACACAUGGGCAGAUUAUCAAUUAUUCACUUCUUCACACUUACGUUUUGACACCAGAUACACCAGAAAGCCUGCUGUCUAUCUCCCAUGUAUGAAAAUCUCCGAUGACACAUUUUGGUAUUAAUAUACCUUCGAUAUGUUGCUGUUUGAACCAGAAGUGACCUUAGCAGUACGCGGGGCCCCGGGCGAGUGCCAUUCGCGGGCCAGCGAGCCGUUAGCAUAGACUACAUAUACCGUACGACAUCACGCCUCUGGGGCUGUAGGCCUUAUGAUUGUUACAAACCAUAAUACCUUACCUAGGCAUUGGCAAUUAAAACUGUAGGCAGUGUAAAGAGCAUUCAAGGUAAUGAGUAUCAUUUAGAUGCAGGGAAAGGCUUCCAAAAUAUUAAGCCCUCGUUUAUGAGUAUUCUUAAACUUAUAUUAUGCAUUGUCUUUGAGUCUGAUGAAUUAAGAUGAGUGCAUUUUUAAUAAUAAUAAUAGUAAUAAUAAUAAUUUAAUUUAUAGAGCGCUGUUAACAAACCUGAUAUAGGCUCAAGGCGCUGUGAUGAUUACAAACAUAGUCACGACAGCUAAAAUGACAAACAAAUCUGAAGAAAGUUUUAAACAGAUAAGUCUUAAUGUUUUUCUUGAAUGUAGUGUAGCAUGUUGUCUGUCUGACAUCAAUGGGGAAUGAUUUCCAAACUUUUGGUCCGUGUACUGAAAAAAAAGCCCGCAAUGAUGACCAAGUGUGGCCACCUUGUAGUCAAUUCUUACUUACACAUUAUUUUCGCGUGAUUAAACAGUCUCUAUCAAAUCUGAUCUACUGCCUUUUGUGGGGGCAUUUAACACCUUUAUGCAAUAGUAUAAAAGGGCAAUUAGCCAUUGUGCUUGCUACAUGGCAACCCACCUAACCUUUUUUUUUUUUAUCACUUAUAUCGAGCAGGAGUCGCGGGCACAUGGAGCAGACGGUCUAUUGCAAGCUUUGAGCCAAAACGAAACGUAUUUUUUGUGUCAUCUUUUUUUUUAAGGGGGAGGGGGGGUAAGGAAAUAAAGGGGGCGACCAAAGAACAGCCUUUAUAUAAAUAGGAGAGAGCUUUGGAUUAUUUAUAUCUAUUAUAUAGGAUGUAAAUUGUAAAUGAGGGUCGUAAAGGUUUGACAAGAUUUAAAAUGUUAUAUACUUUAUUCAUAUUCUUGUCUUCAUCAUUCUUGCUUGCUCAUCAAGAUGACUUUGUAACAGCGGAACCAAAAUUGUACAUAGAGUUAAGUUUUGUGUGAGUAUGUGUGUGUGCGUGUGUGUGUGUCCAGGUGUGUGUUUCAAUGUGUACCUGUCUGCUCUGAGUGUACAUUGGUACGGUGGAUGAAUAUGUAAAUAUAAGUCAAGAGUCUGACAGCGGAGUACACAUUCACAGUCGAUUGCAGUUAAUUGGAACACUCGGGACGCGAUCAUUUUUGUCCUAUAAGCCGGUUGUUCCAAUUGCACGAACAUGCAUUGCAAGACUAGUUUGCUUUAGGAGUCGAUUCGAAUCAGCGGCUGCUCCCAAUAACCGAUGUUCCUAUUAAGUGGACUCGACUGUAUAGGAUAAUGCUGUGUUUUGGGUAUUUCUUAGCUUAAUGAUGUCGUACUCUAUGCUUGUAAAUAUCAUUAGCCAUCUUUUGACGUCUUUCAUAUAUGUUUCCUUUUAAAGUCUAUCUUGCUUUUAACCGAAUGCUUGUUAAAUGCGAAAUAUUAAUGAAUUAGAUUUUAAUAAUACUUGUUAUCAUUAUUUUAUCACUC
Messenger RNA from Biomphalaria glabrata, 3318 nucleotides. RefSeq lists its product as uncharacterized. The coding region runs from base 262 to 672 and encodes 136 amino acids. NCBI's taxonomy places the organism in Eukaryota, Metazoa, Mollusca, Gastropoda, Planorbidae. Gene Ontology annotation, molecular function: actin binding. The record is from RefSeq and is a predicted model, not a curated record. The transcript has 2 exons.